Molecule: messenger RNA, 1951 nt
Organism: Leptinotarsa decemlineata (Colorado potato beetle)
Lineage: Eukaryota; Metazoa; Arthropoda; Insecta; Coleoptera; Chrysomelidae
Source: RefSeq, a predicted model, not a curated record
CAUACAUUUUAAAAUAAAGCGCAGAAGAUGACGGAAUGUCGAAGCAGUUGGAAUCUGAAAUCAAGCGCAUUGAAAUUGAAAAAUACUGUUUGGAAACGAAGUGAAAAUAUCAGAAUUGACAAUGGGACCUGAAGAAAAGCUGAAGGAUCUUUACCCAGGUCUGAAACGACUAGAAAUAGAUACCCACCUAGAUUUUCAAGAUGACAAUGAAAUACAUCUGCUCAGGAUUCCUAGGAAUGUUGAUCCCAAACUAUUGCUGAAAUUUGACUUCGAUAUUUAUGAAAAAAAUAAAUUGAAAAUAGGAGAUGAAAAGUAUGUCAUUCAACCUACGCCAAGAGAAACAAACUCCACCCUUAUUGUCUCUGGUGAAGGCAAAAUAGUAGACCUUAAGAGUAACAUCUUAAUGAAGAGAUAUAUUAAAAAAAAGCAUCCGGUGGUUUUCAAAUCAGAAAAACCAGUAAUGUCUUUACCAAAUAGUAGAAACCGUCAUCCACUCUUUGGAACAACUUUUGAAGAGAAAAUAGAGCUUGGUGAAGACAUAGAAGAAAAGCUGAAUAAGGCAUUAGAAAACUUAAUGAAACGAGAUGCGAAUUCAAUUAAGAAGAAGAAAAAGAAGAAGAAUGAUGAAGAUCACAGCGAUGAAGUCAUUUUCAGUUUGUUGAAUUCUGAAAGCUCUUCUAACCAAAGAAAGCAAUCUGUUGAAGGUGUAAAUGACGAUAGGUCAAUAUGCUCCUCCAGUAAAAAGAACAAGAAAGCUAAAAAAAGCCUAAUUGAAGAAGCCAAUAUUAAAAGUGAAUUAUUCACAGAAUGCGAAACUGAUAGUGGAAUCGUUUCUAGUACCAGUAAAAAAAAUAAAAAAACUAAGAAAAGUCUCAUUGAAGAAUCUUUAAGGAGUAUCAAAAAUGAAUUGUUUCCAGACGGUGAAACAGAUGGUGAAAAUAUGUUGGGUUCUGCUAAAAAGAGCAAAAAAUCAAAGAAAAGUAUUGAAGGGAAAUAUUUGUCCAAUAUUAAAAGUGAGAUAUUUACGGAAUAUGAAACAGAUAACGGUGUAACUCCUACGAAGAAAAAAAAGAAUAAAAAAUCUGCUUCUGAAUUGAAUUGUAUGCCAGCCUCAGAACUUACUAAAGACGAGUAUUUGAACAACAGCUUGAAUUUUGAAUUAGGCUCCACGAAAAGUCCAACUAAAAAACGGAAGAUGAGCAAUUCCGUUGCCAGGAAUUCUGAUUCUGAAGAAGGCGGUAUCACUGAGGAGUUUUCAGCAAUAACCACAAAUGAAGAAAAAAAAAAUAAAAAAUUCAAACGUAACUCUACCUCUAACGAGAUAAUUCUGAAUGGUUUUAAUACUGAUGAAGUGAGUCCUUCAAAAAAAAUCAAGAAAAAGAAAAAGUAUAAAGAUUUAACAGGGUAGUAUUAUUUUGGGUAUAGUGCACCUUCAAAGUAUGCCUUAGUUGUUGAUUGUUAUCUGUAUAUAAAUGUAUAAUAGUUCUAAUUUUACAGAUAUGACUCAAAAUUAUUAUGAAGCAGUAAUUUUUAUGAACGUUUAUACUGAAUCAUCAUUUUUGGCUAAUUUUUUUAAAUGAAUACAUUUUUUGUAUACUUAGAUUUUUUGUCGGAAGGAGCGCUUAAUUUAGAAUGAUGAGAUAAAAAUGAAAACUUCAUAAAAGUAAUGAAAACUAAGUUAUCAAUGCAAUUCAAAUUAUUAAAAAUCCUGAAAUUAUUCAAUAAACAUCAAUAAGUUUUCUCUCUAACGACUUGUUAGGCUGGUACCUUUGUACUUUUAGUUAAUUGUUGGUUGGAAAUAUUUUUUAAUGAUUUAUUUGUUCUGUUUUUAUUUACUGACUAUGAUUUUUGUAUUCAUCAUUUUUAAUAUUAUAUGGUUUUAGUAACAAGGUACACAUCUAUGGUAUAUUUUUUGGAGAAGUUGAAGUUUAUAUUAAAUACUUCAAAGUAU